Molecule: messenger RNA, 2739 nt
Organism: Pimephales promelas (fathead minnow)
Lineage: Eukaryota; Metazoa; Chordata; Actinopteri; Cypriniformes; Leuciscidae
Gene: slc22a15
Product: solute carrier family 22 member 15
Biological process (GO): transmembrane transport
Cellular component (GO): membrane
Molecular function (GO): transmembrane transporter activity
Source: RefSeq, a predicted model, not a curated record
CACGUCUGCGAGGGGAAGCCAGAUUACUGCGGAGCAUCUGAAACCUCAGUUGUUAUCAGAUCCAUUAUUGAAAAUGUAAAAAUAUACUCGAUGGCAUGCUGUCGGAUGUUUUGACCCUGGGAUGGAUUUAGAGGAGGCUUUCCAGGUGGUUGGAGAAUUCGGUAGACACCAGAAGCGGAUGAUCACCAUCCUGGUUUUCCUACAGAUUUACAUGGCAUGUCAGUCCAUGCUCAUAAUUUUAGUGGGUGCUGUGCCAGAAUAUCAUGUAGAACCUUUUACUGAAGGUGUGGAUAGUGAUGUAACUCAACACAGUGUGAAGUUCACUGAAGAUGUCAGCUCAAUCGUGACUGAGUGGUACCUAAUUAAACAUCAAGCCUACAAAGUGAACUUGGCUGGGUCCCUGUUCUUUGCUGGUGUGCUGAUCGGAAAUGUCCUGUUUGGACCACUCUCUGAUAAGAUUGGAAGGAAGCCGGUUUUUCUAACUGGUCUGUUUUUCGAGGUCUUGUUUGGGUAUGGCACGGCGUUAGCGCCCAGCUAUGAGUUGUUUGCCGUGUCUCGUCUGCUAGUGGGGUUGAUGAAUGGAGGAAUGGCAUUGGUCUGCUUUGUUCUCACUCAGGAAUAUGUGGGAAAGUCCUACUGGGCUAUGACAGGGACCUUGACUAAUAUGACCUUUGCAGUGGGCAUCGCUCUGUUUGGCGCCUUAGGUUAUUAUGUUCGGCCGUGGCGAAACCUAGCAACUGUGGCCAACUGUCCAGGACUUUUGCUCUUCCUGCUCUGUGUGAAUUUGCCAGAAUCUCCACGCUGGCUUUAUUCUCGGGGCCGCACAAAGCAGGCCGAGGACAUCCUGCAGUAUUUUGCUGUGAGGAACGGGAAAGGCAGAAUUCUAGUGAAGCUCCGCCGGACCGCCAACCCCAGCACUCCGGACGCAGCCAGCCCUGGGGUUUUCCAGCUGUUCACACAUCCCAUACUGCGCUGGAGGACUGUGGUGCUCAUGUAUGUGUGGUAUGCCUGUAGCCUUGUGUAUUACGGAUUGACCCUCAGUGCCAGUGAAGAGAAAGGUAAUCGUUACCUUAGUGUUGCCAUGUAUGGGCUGGUGGAACUCCCUGCUUACCCUCUCUGCAUGUACUUCAUUAACAAACAGUGGGCAGGCAGGAGGAAGUCAAUGGCCAAUUUUCUCGCCUUUGCAGGUGUAUCCUGUUUGCUCUCAACGUUUUUACCUGUAUCAGGGUCCUUAUUAAGUGCCACAUCAUUGGCUUUAGUUGGAAAACUGCUGGUCAGUGCUGCAUUUAAUAUUGCGUAUGUGUAUACAUCAGAGCUCUACCCAACUGUCAUCAGGAAUGCAGGGUUGGGUGUGUGUUCUAUGUCCUGUAGAGUUGGGGGAAUUCUGGCACCGUUUGUGCCGAGUUUGAAACCCUUGCACGCCUCCAUGCCUUUUAUGGUGUUCUGUUUGAGUGGGAUUUCGGCGGGCUGCCUGGGGCUCCUCCUACCGGAGACACUCAAUAAACCUUCUGCCGAAACUCUUGAUGAACUGUCCAGCCCCACCUACCAGCGAAUCUUAGAGCCGCAGGUCCACCUUUUGGAAGACAAGCAUUUAAUUGACCACAAUGGAGCUGAUAGUGAAUGAGACAAGGACUUUGGAAACAUUUGAUCAGUUCCUAAGCACAGUUGACCAGUGUCAGAAUGUUGUCCCAUACAGAUAGACUAAGGGCGCUUUUCCACUGCUCGGUACCGUAAGGCACGUUCGGUGUGGCACGCCUUAGCACUUUUCCAUUAUGUCAUUUAUAUUACUGCCACUUGUUUUUGUUCCAAACUUGUAUGCUGGCAUUUUAUCUGUGGAACAUCAUGCAAUUGUAGGGAUUUAAGUUCCUUCAGGUGAGGACAUUUUUAAAUUGGACCAUGAGAUUUGAAAUUCCAUGGGGAAUAUAAUCAUAAAAUUGAUUUAUAGAGAUUUUUUUUGUUUUUUUUCCACUGAAAAAAUGAAUUUACAUUUUUGGGUGAACUAUACUUAAGAGACCAGUUAUUUUUUUUCCAAAAGGAGAAGUGAAGUGUUACAUAUGUAUAGUUGUGUAUAUUUCAGUACAUUGCUGAAAAUGCGUUUGUUUUAAUCUUCACAUUCAAGGGAAAAGCUUUGAAAUAAAUGCCUGUAAAAUAAUGAGCUUGAACGUACAUGUCCGUCUGUCACCAGUAGAUGGCACUGUGUUGAAGGCCACUUCCCCUGAACUGAGGUAACCGCCGUUGACCUGUUCCAGGCCUCAUGGUGAUGAUGUCAGCUUUGACGCAGGUGAACAGUGCUCAGGUGAACCACAAGAUUCAGGAGUAGGGAGUAUUAAAGAAGCCGGGACACAACUUUCAACCGCAAGCCUCUUUUUUUUUAUUCUUUCCUUGCUGUAAUCGCAGCCUGUGGCGCUCCAUGUAGCUGACGGAACAGGUUGAGAGAGAGCAGGCAUUAACUAUAAUAACUGUUUUAAUUCCUCCUCCAAGGCCUGACGGGCAUUGUAUUACUGCGCAGGGAGAUACACAGUGGGGUGGCGUCGUCAGUGCAUUCUCUUGUGUUCAACUUAUAAUAAUAAAAAAAUAUGUGUUUUUAUUAUGUCUCUUUCAUACAUAAACCUACUUUUGUUGGUUUAAAUAUAAUAUUGUGUUUGUAUGUAAAUCUUAACUAUCACUUUUUUUUAUCAAUUUAACACAUACUUGCUGAAUAAAAUAAUUUCUUUAAUAAAAAAAAGCCUGACCCCCAAA